GCUCUGCCUUGCGUUUCAUUCGGCGUAGUUGUUGACGAUAGUCGACUACAGGCAACGACGCCCUCGAGCGUGGUGUUCGUAAAGAAAUGAAGAAAAAGAAGAGAGAUUCGGCGCGAAAAAGCACGAGCAGGAGCAAGCCACACAAAAGUCCAACUUAACAUCGAGAGCCAUUCAGCGAAUAUUUUGCCGAAUUUUCGAAGCUAGGAGACCUAAUUCUUAGUUCUUUCACUGCACUGAGACCUUAUUUCCUAUUCAAAAUGAAUAUUCAAAUGACUGAGCGACCAAUGAUUUUGACAAGGGAGGAGAUAACCCGUCUCAUUAAAUUGGGACAGGUGCAGCUUCGCUCAAAGCCGCCUCAACCGAAGCCCUCAUCAUCUCAAGCUUCUUCUCAGGCAAGCAGUUCUUCAUCAUCUCAGGUCUUUGCAUCAGCACCGAGUGAAUCCCAAGGAAAACCAUCGAAGGCUGAAGGUGCUGUUGGAGAGGGUACCUUUCAUUGGCCGGAAAAUUUAGCCAAAAAGCUUCUGGACAUCGUUGUCCCCAAGAAAGCAACAGACAAAAGCAAAAACCAAACAGCAUUUUGGCGUGAAGUUGCCACUGAGCUGGGUGCUGGCGCUGAUGGGACUCAGUGCCGUAAUAAGUAUUUCAACCUAAAUAAGACUAGGUCCUCAAAGAAAAGUGCUGCGCAUGCUUCUGGUGGUGCACCAGCCAAUUACACACCUUCUGAACUAUACAUGGAAGAUCUCCUCUCCAAACUCAAGGAUCCCAUUGAGAUCCCAGAAAACGCUGUGCAUAAAGUCAGCUCUCCCCUGGCUCCUACCAACAACGGUGAGUCAUCAGGCCAGGCUGCUGUUGAGAAGCCGUAUCGCAAGAAACCAAAGACUGCUCAUGGAAGUGGCACUCGCCACGCUGUGGUGAGAAAUACGCUACAAAAUCAAUGGAUUCAUUACUUAAAACGGUCAGAUGAGCGCCAUCAAUUACGUCAAGAGAAGGAGGUCAGGAAAGUAGCUCUCAUGGCUGAAGUAAUGGGUUUCAAGCGGGAGAAAUUGGAAGUGGAAAAGGAAAGGUUGAAAUUUGUGAGGAAUAAAUAUGAGCAGAAGAAAUUGAUACAGAAGAGGAAGGAGGAGCAAAUGAAGAGACUGAUAGAGAUUGAGGAGGAAAGACUUGUAUUGCUGAAAAACAUGCUAAUUGCAGCAGAGCACUAACUUUUUUUUUUUAACUUUUCAACUUCUUUUAAGUAAUGUGUUAUUCGUUUAGGUUUUAAGUUAGGAGCCCAGCCCAAAUUGUUGAAUGGAUGUCACUCAUGUUCAGUCUUACAAGAACAUGGUUUGACUAUCCUUGAACAACAUGGGCGAGGGUUCAGGAGUCAAUGUAUGUUCUUGUAAGACUGAAUGUUGUGUGAUCCAUUUUUUUCUUGUGCUGUGAUGUUCCUACUAAUAAUCUUAAUUUUUUUAUCCCUUUUUUUCUUACACAAUAUUAGUUCUGAUGUUGCUGCCAAUAAUUUCCAAUUGUUUUUGGAAUUUAUACUUUUAUUAUUAGUACUAGUGGUAUGAAUAGCAACCCAGCCCAAAUUGUUGAAUGGAUGUCAUUCAUGUUCAGUCUUACAAGAACAUGCUUUGACUAUCCUUGAACAACAUGGGCGAGGGUUCAGGAGUCAAUGUAUUUUCUUGUAAGACUGAAUGUUGUGAUAGCCAUUUUAACCUGUGCUGUGAUGUUAAUUUCUCUUCAUUUGUUUUUAUAGUAUUAGUAAGUUUUAUUAGUGAUAAUAUUUGGAAGGUUUUCAAUGAUUAAACUUUCUUAUUUUUAUAAAA
Frankliniella occidentalis (western flower thrips) is the source of this 1808-nucleotide messenger RNA. RefSeq lists its product as uncharacterized. Bases 258 to 1202 code for a protein of 314 amino acids. The transcript is spliced from 2 exons. NCBI's taxonomy places the organism in Eukaryota, Metazoa, Arthropoda, Insecta, Thysanoptera, Thripidae. The record is from RefSeq and is a predicted model, not a curated record.